Messenger RNA from Owenia fusiformis, 1784 nucleotides. The record is from the annotation of a GenBank genome assembly. Lineage: Eukaryota; Metazoa; Annelida; Polychaeta; Sabellida; Oweniidae.
UCAAUCGGCUGACGCCGGCCGAUGGAUCGGAGCAAAUGUGACCCAGGCAUUAGCUAAACAUCAUAAAUCAUCAUUCAAAAUACUGUAGGAGGCGGGUCAACUGAGAAAUCAAUCUAUAGUUUGAGAUCCUGUUAUAUUCUAACUUGAGGAUUGUUGAUUGAAAGCAAGGAUGGUCACGACCAGGACAUACAGAAGAGUGACCGUUGAAUAUAUCCAGUUUCUGAUGCUGUAUGCGACUAUGUUAUCAACUUGUUCCUGCGUUCACUUAGCAAGUGAAAAUAUUCUAUGCACAAACAGUCACGUAGAGAUUGACGUCACACGUUUGUUCUCCGAGAUAAACCGAACUCAACCGCUAAUAUGUAUAAUGGGUCAUUCGGGCACAUCUAAUGGUACUUGUGUGAGUCGCCAAGGGGAUCUUAAUGUGCCCAUAGGUGAUUGUGGCAUUCAGUUGAAUAAAACUUUCCAUGUACAAAUUAUGGAAGACGAGGAUAUUGAAUCGGUUGAUGCCGGAACAGAGAUUUACAAAGUGACAUGUCUCAACUGGUAUUUAAAUGUUGAGAAACCAGGCGGACACGAGUACAAACUGGAAGCGAAAAUUGAACACGUCACAGGGAUGUUUGUUGAUCAGGACUACAUGAUAAAUGUUCAGAAAAAAGAACCAACACCAUAUAUGCAGAUCAUGGAUGGUGAUAAUAAUAUAGUGAACGAGCAAGAAGUCGAAAUCAACACCAAUCUUAGUCUAGUUAUUGGUAUUGAGGAAGACACAAUGUAUGCGUCGUUGGAGAUCGUUGUAAGGCAUUGCUAUGUCAUCGGCAAUGGGAAGAUUGUGAUUAUUACGGAUAACGGGUGUGCUACUAAACCAAAUAUUUUCAAAAAUUUUGUCACUGGCACCGGGGAUGAUUCUGGAAAGAAGAUGAGCUAUUUCAGGGCGUUUAGGGUGCGCAGUGAUAAUCCUGUCGCAAACGAUUCUCCUACGGUUACCUUCUUAUGCACCUUUCAAAUAUGCAGAAAAACGGACAAUAGUAGCACAUGUAUUCAGCCAGCUUGCAAUAACGGUCGACGUAAGCGUGAGAAUAAAUCGCCAGAAGAAGCCUUGACAAAAGAGGGGCACAGAGAAAUUAUGCAAUACAUCAAGGUCAUUGAUCCAUUGCCAACCACUAACGAUGAAUCCAAUGUGAAUACUUGCACCUGUAUGAGCUCAUCAAACUUUGUGAUAGCCUUGGUUGUGCUUUGUUCUUUACUAGGACUAUCAAUAAUUAUCGCAAUAAUUCUAGCGUCAAAGGAGUCGGGUCAAUUGAAAAUUGGGCUAAACUUUGAGCCAAAGCACGAACGUCUAAGCGUUUCUCUGCAUCAGGCAACUGGUUUAUCAAAAAGCCAAAUCCGAGGAAAUCCAGAUCCCUAUGUUAAGGUGACUGUCCUACAGCCAGGUACAGCAGAAACUAAACGGCAAACAAUGCCGAAGAAGAAAACCUGCAGUCCGAUCUUCGACGAAACAUUUCGAUUUAUCGUGUCCCCCAAAAUCGAAGACCUCAAAUAUACAUCAGUGAACAUUGCAGUGUACGAUCAUGAAUUGCUAAAAAGUGAUUAUGUGCUAGGGGAAAUCAGAUUGGGAUUUGGGUCGUGUUUAGAAUCGGGGCAGACCUUAUGGAUGGAAGUUCUGGAAAAUCCAGGCUCAAAUUACGUCAAAUGGCUGACAUUGAAUAAGAUAUCGUACAAAGACUGUUUAUAUUAAGUUCUAAUUUGUUUUAUUUUUGAUUGUUCUAAGUGUAAGUAUUCAGUGAUCC